Molecule: messenger RNA, 2394 nt
Organism: Copidosoma floridanum
Lineage: Eukaryota; Metazoa; Arthropoda; Insecta; Hymenoptera; Encyrtidae
Product: muscle M-line assembly protein unc-89
Source: RefSeq, a predicted model, not a curated record
AUGGAUUUUCAAUUCGUCGUUUUUGCGGUUUUGGCGAUACUCGCAGUGUUUGCUAGAGGAGAAAUAGUUUACGCCAGAGAUUACGAGGAUUGCGAGGAUAUAUGCUCGAGUUCCGAUGCAGUUUUUGAAGAUGACAGAUGCGACUGCGACUCCGACUACAGCGUGGGCGAAGAACGAGAGUACGAUUCUCGUCGGAAACGCCAAGCUGGUCACCGUAAAUCGGAGAAGAGCCCGAAAUGCAAAAAGGAUCCGCCAAGCAGCGAAAACGACGAAGCGCAAAUAGUCGCCGACUACUUCAAACAGGACGCGGAGCCAAAGAGCCGCACGAUUUUCGUGGCGCCGGAGCGAGACCUCCAGAAGCCGAAGAAAAAGAGCCACGAGGACUCGUCGGAGGACAGGGAGAACCUGCAAAAGCUGGACGAGGAGAGCGGGGAGAAGAGGCUGGCCGCGGCGAAGGAUCCGGACGAAAGCGCCACCGUGAGCUCGCGCAAGCCCACGAAGCGUCCCACGAAGAAACCCAAGCCCACCAAAGCACCAAAGAAAAAACCAACUGCCCGACCGAAGCCUCGCGAUGGAACUACCGAGCCACCGACCACUGUCCAGCCCAGAGCCAAACCUGGCAAGGCAAAGUCUACCGAUAAGGACAACUUGGACGCGCUGAUGUCCGAGGAAGCGAUGACCGAGCCAAAGGCUAAGAAGGGCAAGACUCUUACUUCCAAGACAAGUGCUCCUAAAAAAGCUUCGCUCGACGAAGACAAUUUGGAAGACGAAGCUGAAGAUACGCCAAAAGCCAAGUCUAGUAAGACAAAGUCCACCGAUGGGAAGGACAAUUUGGUCGAGGACGCGCCAAUGUCCAGGGAAUCAAUGGAUGAGCCAAAGGCUAAGAAGGGCAAGAGUCUUGCUCCCAAGAAAGCUUCGCGCGAUGAAGACGAUUUGGAAAAUGAAGCCACACAGCCUGAAGAUACGCCAAAGCCAAAGAGUACUUCAAAAGCCAAGCCUGGCAGGACAAAGUUCACUGAUGGGAAGGACAAUUUGGUCGGGGAUGCACAGAUAAUUACGCAGCCCAAAGAAACGAUGGCUAAGCCAAAGCCAAAUAAAAAAGUGAAGAGUCCUACGCCUAAGACAACUACUCCCAAGAAAGAUUCGUGCGACGAUGACGAUUCAGAAGCUGAAGAUUCAUCAGCAGUCGCUACACCUGCGCCACAAAAGUCCAAGAGUACCAAAAGCUCUGCCCCAAAAGUCAAACAAAGUAAGACAAAGUCUGAGGAUGAAGAGGACAACUUGGUCGGGGAUGCACAGAUAAUUACGCAGCCCAAAGAAACGAUGGGUAAGCCAAAGCCAAAUAAAAAGGUGAAGAGUCCUCUACCCAAGACAACAACGCCUAAAGAUUCGUGCGACAAUGAUGAUUCAGAAGCUGAAGAUUCAUCAGCAGUCACUACACCUGCGCCACAAAAGUCCAAGAGUACCAAAAGCUCUGCUCCAAAAGUCAAACAAAGUAAGACCAAGUCUGAGGAUGAAAAGGAUAAUUUGGUCGGGGAUGCAAAACUCAAAGGUACCAAAAGCUCUGGUUCGAAAGCAACGAGUCCGAAAAAAGCUAAACAGCCCAAAGAAGAUAGGGCUGAAACAACAACAGAGGCUUCGAGCUUUGAAAAGUCCAGUUCAAGCGAAGAACAAACAGAACAAGAUAAAAAUAAUAAGGUUGUUCCAGCAUCCCCAGAGAGCAAAAAAAUAAUACAAGACGUCAUGAGGGACAUGAUAGGAAAAAUUCCAAAGGCUCUUGGCAAUGUUGGUCAGUCUCAAGUGACCAAGGCACCUCUGAAUAUUUUGGGAGUAUUCAUGCAAAACUUGGAUAACAAAGAUAAUCGGAAGCAGCAGUCGGGCCCAAAGUCUUCCAAAAAAAGUAAAGAUGGCAAGUCUAAAACCAAGUCAUCGGACGAUGAUCCAACCGUUGGUGCGGAAAAUCCUGAUAGCAGCACUUCAACUGAUCCUGACGUCAGCACAGAAAAAUCACGAGCCACACAAAGUACAAAGGCUUCAAAUUCUGCAAAGCAGCGUUUGGGUUCGAAAGACCGGACUGACUGCGCUGUCAAGACACGGACUCAAAAUAUGGCACAGAUGAAUUACAAAGCCAUGCCAGUUCCAAUGUACUAUUCUCCAAUGGCGUUUAUGAAUCCAAUGAUGGGAGGGAUUCCACACAGAAAUAGUUUCAUGUCGAGAAUGCCGUCAGCCUAUUAUCCUGAUUCUCUAAUGGGAAUGCCAUUCAACUAUAAUUAUGAUAAUUUCAAUGAAAGGCAACAGAAGGAGUUGUGCAAGAAAUCUACGAAAAAUCCGUUAGAUGUGAUUAAAAAAUCACUUGACUUUAACAAAAAAGAAAAAUCAUCCAUUAAAACUUAA